Messenger RNA from Achroia grisella, 2814 nucleotides. Its product is annotated as zinc finger protein 83-like. The record is from RefSeq and is a predicted model, not a curated record. Gene Ontology annotation, molecular function: DNA-binding transcription factor activity; RNA polymerase II cis-regulatory region sequence-specific DNA binding. Bases 192 to 1820 code for a protein of 542 amino acids. The transcript is spliced from 11 exons. Lineage: Eukaryota; Metazoa; Arthropoda; Insecta; Lepidoptera; Pyralidae. Gene Ontology annotation, biological process: regulation of transcription by RNA polymerase II.
UCGUGAGAUGGAAAAUUGUAAUGUUGUAAUUGUAAAGUGAGAUAGAAAUAAAAUACUUUGAUCCAUAAAAGCAUUAAUAUUGUAGAAAAGCUCAUUUAUAACAUAAUUUAGAUUGCAUAUAGAUAUGCACAUACAGUGUGUGAACAAAAAAGUGUAAUGAAGUAGCCAUAUAUUAUAGUUGAGUGUUCAAGAUGUUCACCACCAACGCCGUGCAAGCCGGCACGGUACCGACCCUUCAAUACCAGGAACACCCAACACAGAAAGCACAAGGGAAGAAUAUUGAGACUGUACAGCAAAAAAAUGCACAACAAACUCAACAAAAUCAGCAACAACAACAGGAAUUUCCUACAUUUUGCUAUACCACAAAUGUAAACAUGAUUGGCAAGAUUGGUACGGGUACAACCAGUGGUACUGGAGGGGUUGCGGGCAGUGUCAAUAUAGCUCAACUAACUACAAGUGAUGACAAAACAUGUUACAUCGCACAACCAUUCUCUUACAACUACGCCCUGGUGAACCAAAUGCAAAUAGCCCCAAAUGGAAUCCAAAACACAAUCUCAAACAUAAGUUUUAAAUGUGAUGUCUGUGGUCUCAUGUUUGGCCACCUUAGUUUACUCAAUUCCCACAAAAGGAUACAUAUUCAAGAUACAGAUAGCAAUAUAACAGUAGUAACAACUGGUGUGAGUGCUAACAAUGAAGUGACCAUGCCUCCACAUAUACAAAUACUCUCGUCCGACCCUAAUGAACAACAGCAGCAGCACCAUGUGCAGAUUCAAGACACAAAACCAGUUAUAAUAGAUAAAGUACAGAAAUGCAUUACUUGUGGAGGUCCCAUUGCUAACAACCCUAAAAGGAAAGGCCCGAAACUUAUAAGAUGCGAGAAUUGUAUUGCUCAGGAUACUGUAGAACAGAGAAAUAACCAGAUGAAUUCUACACAAGUUUUCGUUGCAUCAGAAGACAACGUGAAGUUCGAAGUGAGCGGCGUCAGCAGUAUCCAACCGGCAAGUGAUCCCCUAGCAAAUAACCAGACCACUCAACAAUCGCAGCAGCAACAAAAACCUUUACCUGGUCACCAUCCUGUAAAGAAACGGAACUUAGCCGCUGUAACAAAAUGUCAAAACUGCAAUGGCUCUGGAAUUAUUUUUGUUGGUGGAAAUAAAAGUAAACUAAAUCAAUCAAAUAUGGACAAACCAUUCCAUUGUAACAUAUGCGGCGGUUCAUUCUCUAGGUAUUCUUCAUUAUGGUCACACAAGAAAUUGCACUCUGGGGAGAAGAAUUUUAAAUGUGGUAUAUGUGGUAUCGCGUUUGCUAAAGCUGUUUAUUUGAAAAAUCAUUCCCGAAUUCACACAGGAGAGAAGCCAUAUAGAUGUAAUACUUGCGGUAUGCAAUUUUCUCAAUCGCCACAUCUAAAGAACCACGAAAGAACGCAUUCUGGAGAAAAACCAUACGUUUGUGAGGUCUGCGACAAAGGUUUUGCGAGACACGCAACAUUGUGGAAUCAUCGGCGUAUACAUACGGGGGAGAAACCUUACAAGUGUGAAACAUGUGGGUCAGCGUUCAGUCAAGCGGCACAUUUGAAGAACCACGCCAAGGUGCAUUCCGGAGAGAAACCUUUCAAGUGCGAUAUAUGUACAGCCGCAUUUGCGGAUCGAUUUGCGCUCAAGCGACACAGAGGCAUUCAUGAUAAAUAUGGUCAAACUACGCCGCUUCCCUCAAGAAUACAGCAAAACCAACAAGAAUUACAACAACCAAAUCAACAAAGUAAUGAACAACAAAACAGUCAAACGGCGGUAGAAGUCGAAUCCCGUGAUCAGAACCUUUGAGUCGAGAACUAACUUUGAAUUUCUCAGAACCCACCCAUAACGAAACUAAUACUAGCUCUUGAAUGGUACACUAUUCUUAUGACUUGAAGCUACUUGGGGAUGAAAUCCUAAGGGGGAUAGAAGACAUCGCCGCUAUGACAAGGAAUCGCUACUCGGAGCUUGAUCACUGCACAGGCAGCAAAUUUGACCAGCCACCAAGGUUCACUAGCCACAACCACACAGCUUUCCAGACACCUUAUACACACACUUUGUAUACUGAGCUGUUACUUAUUCAUGUAGUCAACUGAUAUAGAGGCUACGUGAAUAUUAUAAUCAGCAAAUAAUAUAGUACCGAUUUUUUUAUUCAUAAAAAUAACCUUAUAUAUUAUCAUUGUUUACAAAUGUAACACUUGACUUUACAAAUCUUUGGAAUAAUUAAAACAUAUCUCUUGUUUAAUUCAAUAGUAUUGCUAAUUACCAUUAUUUUAAAACUAUGCUGCCUCAGAAUACUGUAAGUUUUUUUUUUGUCUGUGCAAUACAAUUUUACUGUAUGUCGAUGGUGUACCAUAUGUACCUAAACACUCAUGACAUUUGUGUACAUAAUUAUUAAUAUACAUACAAUAAAAUGUACAAACAAAAAUUAUGUCGUGAGACCGAAGAUAAAGAGAAAAAAGAUUAGUCUGAUGUAACAAUUUUUCUGACAGUGUAAAUAUAUUAGAACACUUUUUAAAUUAGAAGCCUAUGUGAUUUAGUAUUUUAGCAUAUCCACUGACCCUUAAAUUAAGGUUUUGUUAUUUAUAACGGAUGAGUUGACUUAACAAUGUGUAAAUAGCUAAGUUUAGAAUGCAUUUUAUAAAAUACUUUUUUUUUGUUACAUUGUAGGCACAGCUCAUCCGGCGGCCCAUAUAUACAUCAUGUGAUGUUAAAUUAAGUUAGGAUUGGAAUUUAUAUUUACUAAAUAUAUUAUAGUAAAAUUUGUCUAGAACGAUAACCAGUUUUAUUGCUAUACAUUAUA